AUACAUGCACAACAAACGGAAACGGCAACGGUAACGGGAACGAAAACGGAAGAGUUGGCCAAGAUUCAACUUUCCCGUUCCGUCGCCUUCUCGGAGCCAAUCAGAAUGCUCAGAACCAGGACAUGCGCAUUACAGUAUUAACCUAAAAAUUGAGUUUUGUGUUUUGUUUAUUUUGGUCUUUGGAGUAGUAACGCUAACGCUACGAUUUCAUUAUGAAUGACGAAUUAUUGAUUCAAUUAGUGGAAAAGUGCCCACACAUUUACAAUAAAACGUUGAAGGAAUACAAAGAUGAUAAAAUGAAAGAUAAUAGUUGUCUAUCAAUAGCAGAGUUUCUCAAUUCGGAACGUAAGUAUGAACAUGUGGUGCUUAGCGUCCUUAGCGAUACGAUUAUACAUUUUUUGUUUAUAAUGUGAACAAAUGCGAAAAAUCUUUUAGCUUUCCACUCAUAAUGGUAUUACAAGAUUCCAUUUAAAUAGCGUAAAUUGAAGCUCUUAGUCAUUUCGUAUUAACUCAUUAUACGCUGGUUUAUGUUAGUGCACAGAAUUUAUAAUUCAACAAUACAUGAUAAAACUUCAUAACAGAUUUAACUCUUUUGCAGCAGCCAUAGUGAAAAAGAGGUGGGACAACCUGAGAGACAGGUUUGUUCGAGCCUAUAGACAAUACAAUACUGUGCUUCCUUCAGGUUCAGGUGGAGGAACACAACAACAACCGGACUUCCCAUACUUUGAAAUAAUGAUGUGGUUAAUACCAUUCAUCAGGAAGAGAAAGCUGAUAUCCUCGACUGCCCCAGAAAGUGCUUCAAAAGUGCCAUACAUUGAGGAGGUUGAGUCUGAACCAUUACUAGAUGAUUAUGUUGUGGGAUCAGAUGGUGUAUUGUCACCUGAGCCUACCCAGUCUAGACCUACCAGCUCACAUUCAUCCAGACCUGAUAGUGCAUGUGGACACAAAAAGAGCAUCCAGGAGUCAAUGGCCACAGCUUUACAAAAUUUUUCAAAAAUAUGUGAGAAAAGAUUUGGUGAAAAUACUGAAAACAGUGUCACACAUUUUAUGAAGUCCAUUCUCGAUGACAUGCAACAUCUGCCACUGAAGAAAAAAAUUAAAUUUAAAAAAGAAGUCAUGGAGUUACUAGUUAAAUAUAUUGAGAAUGAAGAUAUCUGAAAUAUAUUAUGUCAUUCUUUUAAUGUGUAGG
Molecule: messenger RNA, 1189 nt
Organism: Acanthoscelides obtectus
Lineage: Eukaryota; Metazoa; Arthropoda; Insecta; Coleoptera; Chrysomelidae
Source: the annotation of a GenBank genome assembly